Molecule: messenger RNA, 1694 nt
Organism: Papaver somniferum (opium poppy)
Lineage: Eukaryota; Viridiplantae; Streptophyta; Magnoliopsida; Ranunculales; Papaveraceae
Exons: 2
Coding region: 818-1549 (243 amino acids)
Source: RefSeq, a predicted model, not a curated record
CCCGCCAAUCCCGCCCAAAAAAGGUAACUUCCUAAAAUAUAUGAGAUCCGGUAAGAUCUUAAUUCCAUCUCCCUUAUAAAUUAAAAAACCCUAGAUUUUGAGAGAGGAGAAGAAGAACAGGAGCUUGAGGUUGAAGUUGUGAAUAUGUGAUCCAAUUGAGGUAGGAAAACAGGAAGGAGAAAAAAGGUGACACAUGUCUGGAGACCAAAGAGAAAAUGUUAAAAUUCGCAAAGAGAUGCAUAUCAGUAUGGAGAGGAUUCUCCCCUCUGAACUUACUUUGGAGAUACUUUCCCGUUUACCCGUUGAUUUAGUCUUACAAUGUAGAGAAGUGUGCACGGGGUGGAGAGACCUAAUUGGUCAUCUUUCCAAUGCUCAUAUGCGCUUGUAACAAUCAUCACAGCUUGAUGGUAACAAUUUCCCAAGUCUUUCUUCUCAUAUUGCUGCUAAUGUUGUUGUUGGCUUCAUUUUUUGCUUCAUAUUUCCAAAGGAAAGAGGCAAUCAAUUUUACUAUGGAGAGUAUCAUAACCACCCUAAUUAUAAGCUUAAAAGGAUCAACCAGCCUGUCAUUUUUAAUAAGUCAGUCGUUGGUUCAUGUAACGGCUUGAUUUGCUUUGCUGAAGGUAAGGAUAUCCUUGUCCAAGAACCUAGCUAUAUUUGUAACCCUAUUACCAGCGAGUACGUAAAAUUUCCAAGGCUGAGUGUUAAAAAAAACAUCGAAUUUGGGGCUAUAGUGUGUGGUUUUGGUUACCAUACUUCUACUAAGAAGUACAAAAUCGUAAAAAUUUGCUAUAUCCAAAAUCAACCUUUAGGGAAGGUAAUGGUAUAUACGCUGGGCAGUGGGAGUGGUUGGAGAGACAUAGGAGAAACUGCUUACUCAUUGAGACCUACUACAGGCUUUUUUCACAGUAUAUUGAGUUAUCGAUCCCCAUUUGGUACUUUGGCAAAUGGAGCACUUCAUUGGCUUACCAAUGAAAACAAGAUUUUGUCCUUUGAUUUGGCUAACGAGAACAUAUACCUUCUCCCUUUCCCACUUUUUGACCGUACUAUAAGUGGGUGGGACUAUUUUCACCUUGAGGUAUUGGGAGGAAGCUUGUGUUUUGUUCAUAAAAAGCUAGGUGAACCCUUAUUAGACAUAUGGUUUUUAAGGAAGCAAGGGGAAAGCAGUAGUUUUGACCUUAAUGAGCAGGACGAUUGUCACUCAUUGAUCUGGAUUAAGAAGUUCAGCAUACCAACUGGAUGUCAAGCAGCACCAUGUGCCAUUACAAAUAGUGGUGAAGUUCUACUGCUCUGCCGUUCUAGUCUCUUAUGUUUUGAUCCUAAGACUGCAACCUUGGAAAGGCUUACUGAUAAAGGAAUUAGUCACGUACUUCCUCACGUGAAUAGCUUUGUUUCGCUGAAAGCUCUCGGAGAAAGGUGCAUUCUCAGAAAAAGAUAUUAUGCUAAUCCAGCGCCCAAGGAAAUCUAUAUAAAACAACAAAGGGAGGAUCUGAUCAAGAGACAUAAUUUUCAGAUUGGUGGGAUGCAUAAUGGAAGUUUGGAACUCAUAUGAUUCGCACCACAUUUUUUCGUUUAUGUUCUCGCCCUGGACAUUGUUUUUCUGUCUUAAGUUUAGAUGAAUCACUGGAUUUCGAUAUUUGCUAUGUUAAAGAGAUUGAUGCUCAGUUAAAUUUCUCUUUUGUUGGUUGUUUUGUUCA